Messenger RNA from Nezara viridula (southern green stink bug), 3286 nucleotides. Lineage: Eukaryota; Metazoa; Arthropoda; Insecta; Hemiptera; Pentatomidae. The record is from the annotation of a GenBank genome assembly.
GGUCCAAGUGUUAUCUAUGGGAGCGAGCGAUAGUAGCCAGUGACGGUAUGGAAGCCAAGCACAACGGGACCACUCUUGUACUCAAGAUGAAGGAUUACUGUCCAUCAAACGAAUGCUCUCUGGCAAAAGGAAUCGUAGUUUGUACGUUACUGUCGCUUCUAUUCAUUGGAAGUUUCAGUGGAGCUUGCCUGAUGUGGUUCACAGAAAUAUAUUACGACGAGAUAAUUAAUCAACUAACGAUCAGAGAUGGCUCUGACGUAUACGAAGCCUGGAGGAAGCCUCCAGUAAAGCCACUGAUAUGCGUACACGUCUUCAACUACACCAAUUUUGAAGAAUAUGCGAAAAAGAUAGACAAAAAGCUUAAAAUUGAAGAGGUUGGGCCUUACUGCUACAGGGAAACAUUAGAAAAGAAAAAUGUAACCUUCAGUGAAGAUGGGAAAAAAGUAACUUAUGGUGACACCAGGAAGCACAAGUUCGAACCAAGUCACUCUAAAGGAAGUAAAGAUGAUAUACUUGUAGUCCCCAACUUAGCUUUAAUUGGCACUAUUGCUGUAACAAAGGACAUGAAUAGAUUUUCUCAAAUAGCACUUUCAUAUUUUCUGCGCUCACUGCUCCGUUAUUCCAAUUCAAUGAUAACUGUAAAGGCACAUGAUUUCAUAUUUGGCUAUGAUGAUAAACUUGUUGAGCUAGGCCUCUAUGUAGCCAAGCUACUUCAGAGAGAUGUUCCUUUUGAGAAGUUGGGGAUAUUAUCUCAGCGAGCCGCGGAUACUGAUGACACUAUUACAGUUUUGACUGGUACAAAUGAUAUUGAAAACAUUGGAAUUGUAUCUGAAAUAAAUGGAGAAGAUAGGCUCUAUGUAUGGCCAGAAGAAGAAUGCAAUAGAAUUGACGGAAGUGAUGGUGCUUUCUUUCCGAGGCACACUUUAAACAACAAUGUUACUCUUUACCUUUUCCACAACAAUAUGUGUCGUAGAAUGCCAUUUGUCUAUGAUAAAGAAGUUUUAUUUCAAGGAGACGUGACUGCCAUGCGCUUUCAUGCUGCACCAGAUGUUUAUAAUACCAAUGGUACUUGCUACUGUCCAGAAAGCGGAUGUGCUCCUUAUGGGCUGUUUGAUCUAUCUCCUUGUUCUGAAGGUAUUCCACUUUUAGUUUCUUUUCCACAUUUCUUAAAUGCUGAUCCGUCAAUUAGUGAGCCUUUUGAAGGUCUUCAUCCUGAUUCUGAAAAGCAUGAAUUUUACAUCGACAUUCAGAGGUUACUUGGUUUCACUUUGGGUACAGUUUCCAGACUUCAGAUGAAUAUGAGGAUUGAAAAAAGUAAAUACACCAACUUACUGAAAGAAUUUCCCAAUAACCUCAUACUUCCUCUCUUCUGGAUACAAGUGUCAGCAGAAGAAAUGCCUCCAGAAUUGUACAACAUUAUUUAUCAUUCCACAUUUACCGUGAAGAGGAUGCAAGUAGUUUUAAGGUGGGGAUUGCUGUUGUUUACAUUACUCUUGCUUUACUUUCUGGUUGUAUAUUCACGUCUACUGAUCGGAACAAUUAAAAGAAAAACGGAAGAGUUGAAAGACAAAAAAUCUACCUGUUGUCAAGAAAUGUUACCAAAACAUAUAGAUAUUAAAACUGGAACAUGUGAAAUAAGCAGGGUAUGAGUGCAACAAGAAUGUUAAAUAUAUAUAUAAUAAAAAGAAAAUGACGUAUUAGGAAGUACGUAAAUGACUGGCUAUCAUUGCUGUACUAACAUUUAAAAUAAACUUCAUGGAUAAAGUAGGUUUUUCUAAAUAUUACCAUAAUAUUUUUUAAAAUAUAAAAUCGGCAUGAAAAAAAAGGCGGGGAAUUGCCUCAAGUGAGCAAAAGAAGCAGUCUCGAUAUUCAUGUAGUUAAAAUUAAGAGAUGAAGGUGGAAUGAUGAGUAAUAAUAGCAUGUUUCAUUCACAAAUAUUGAAUAUUUCUCGAGACCUAUAUUCAUAAUCAUAAGCACGUUUAAUGUAAAGAAAUUAAAUUAAAAAACUAAAGCCUUAAAAAUUCAAUUUUUAUUGGUUAACUAUCUUAUCAUAAUAAUAGUAGCAAAUUAUUAACAUUUAUUUUUAGCUAAAAGUUAGCAGAAAUUUCCAGUUGUUAAUAACCUUAAAAAAAUAUUAUAGAGAUAGUUCAUAGGGUCCAUACAGAUGUGUCACAUUAUUCAUCACAAAAGACUGAGUGAUAUAGUAAAAUUUAAACUGUUUAUUGUAUAUAGAUAUAUAUAUUUGCUCAAUUGACGAUAUUUUAAUAUAGUUUAGAUGGUAGUUUUAUAUGUUUGAGAUUAAUUUAGUAUCCACAAGUUCUACAUCACUAGCAGCCAUGGUCAAUUAAGUUAACCAGUAAGAAACAUUUUAUGUCACAUUCUUGUCUACAUUAAUAUUUUAAGUAUUAAUGUGAUUAAAUAUUGUAAAAAUGUGAUUUGUUUUGAGUUCCUUAAAUAAACUGAAAUGAGCAAUAUCUUAUUAUCAUAUUUUAAUUUAAAAAAUUUCAGUACUAGUAUCUUUUAUGGAUUCUUAUUCAAAUUUAUAUUAAAAACAACUUAAAACUGUAUAUUAAUCAUAUUAACAAUCUUCUAUAAAGCCAAAGAGUGAUAUAUGUAUAUAAGCGACGAAUGUAUUUUUUUUAAUAUGAAAAAAUUCAUAGAUGUAUAAUUCCUUUUAUAAUUUUUAAGAAUAAAGCUUAUGUUAGUAAUUUCAAAAUGACAAAUUAGGGACAUAACUGCUGAAAAAACAUAUUUUCAUUGUUAUAAUCAAAGCUUUAAACUUGAGUCAUGGCUGAAUUAUUACUUCGUUUAUGGCAUAAGGUGAAUUUUUAAAUAAAUCAUCCUUAAAGAAAACAACUAAUGACUGUAGAAUUCCUAUAGUUAAUUUUAAAAACAUUUGGGAAUGGCAACUUUUUUUUAAAAACAAAAUGAAAUUUUAUAAAUUUGAAAGUGGACCCCUUCAUCAAAUUUGAUGUCCUAAAAAAACAAACUCAACUUAGAAAGCCUUCCUGCAUUAAGUCUGUUCACACCUUAAAAACUAUGGGGAUGUCCACUUUGGUACUAGUUAUUUGAUUUUAUUAAUCUGUUGCAAAAAAUUCAAGCAGCCUGACACAAUAAUUUUCUCCUAAAAUACAAUGAUAAAUGUGUUUUUAAUAUUUCCUAAUAAGAUUUAAAUACAAUAGUUACUAUUAAGGAUAAUUUGUAAUUAAGUUUUUAAUUAUUUAUUUUUUAUAUUGACUGACUGAUUCUUAAUGUAAAUAAACUGUUUUGUUUUGUUUUUUAAACC